Molecule: messenger RNA, 15391 nt
Organism: Dunckerocampus dactyliophorus (ringed pipefish)
Lineage: Eukaryota; Metazoa; Chordata; Actinopteri; Syngnathiformes; Syngnathidae
Gene: syt7a
Product: synaptotagmin VIIa
Exons: 8
Coding region: 1336-3528 (730 amino acids)
Biological process (GO): vesicle fusion; regulation of calcium ion-dependent exocytosis; calcium-ion regulated exocytosis
Cellular component (GO): synapse; axon; membrane
Molecular function (GO): clathrin binding; SNARE binding; calcium-dependent phospholipid binding
Source: RefSeq, a predicted model, not a curated record
UGUCAGAAAGGUGCAGCGACAGGACAUGGGGAUGAUGGGGGUGGGCCUUAUCGCAGUGACAGCAUGAAGAGCAUGAUGACGGAGGGAGCAAAGGCUGGGAGAUGGCAGACUGUCCAGGGCCACGUGCAGUCUGGAGGAUUCAGACCCAGCAAGUGAGUUAAGAACUGGGGAGAGAGCAAGUCAUUUGCACAGUUUUCAAAUCAGCAGCAGCUAUGUUUAGAUCCAUUCUGACUAAGCAAGGGAAAUUCUCCAGGGCGGGAGGUAGGGCUCAAUGUCAAGGUGAUCAAGGUGCCAUCCCAUAGGAGCUCGAGCUGACACCACACUGACUCAUGCCUUCAGCUCAACUGCACAAUGGAACCCAACUGGCAUGCGACUACACAGAAAUAAUGUAACUACACCACAAUGGCUGAAAUAAUGUGCCAUCCUUCAAGCAGCAAGCUUGUGGACUGCGUGAUCUCUCUCCCGUUAUGUAUGACAUCAUCGGGAGUCUAUAUUCAGCGAGUAUGAGGCUGUUAAUUUUCAGUUGGAUGUGAUUUUUGCACCUUCCUUUGGCACCUUGUGAUUUUCUUCCUCCACAACACAUUCACUCUCAUCACUCCACCCCAACCCCCCCUCCUCAUCUUUCCUUUUUACCCCUUCUCUGUAAUUGGUUUCUAUUUUCGGGCAGCCAUAAGAGUCUGUGUCUCUUGUGUUUGUGUCUCGCACCCCAUUUUCCGACUCUCCUCCAUCAUCAACCUCUCCCGGUAUCCUCUCCAUCUUUCUGUCUCGGUGUACAACCACUCCUCCAAGUCUCUAAAUCUUGUGUUUCAUUUCGGCACAACCUGACAUUACCCCUUUUAUCUUUUAUGUCUAGGCAUUAAAUAUGAUUAACGACACACUGAAGGCCAAAAUUGCAAAAUAACGCUGGGUGAAGUAAUGCAAAGCGGAGUAAAAUUAUGUCAAUAGCUCUCUCAUGACCUACUUCUGGUCUGGGUUAUGUAGUCAGCUGAGAUCGGAGGAUAUACUUAGUUGGCUGCAAAAAUGUGUGUUUUUAACAAACAUUGCUAGGGACAGUGGUACUUACAGUGUACAUACGUACAUACGUAAGUAAGUUAUCAUGAUGAACGCGUCACAUAGCUUUAUGUGUACUUAGUAAGAGAAGCAGUGUAGCAAUAAAGAGAAUCUUAAAAGGGGAGUGGAAAAUGAGAACUUGACAGAGGGAGGGAGACAUACUGUAGGCCUUGGUUGGCUAAUGGAUGUCUCUAGAGAUGUAGCAUGUGUUUAAAAGACCCAAAAAGACUCGGAGAGAAAGGAUGACAGGCUGUCAGAGAUUAACAUUUUUGGUCAGUGGAGGAAAUGGGGAUCUCUCAUCAGAGCAAAAAAACCUCACCAGGAAGGCAUGGAAGCUGCAAAGCCAUCAGCCAAACGCAACCGUGCCGCCCAGCGCCUGUUCGGACUGCGCAUAUCCGACCGCUGCCACCUCGAAACACUCCUCCACGCAGACAGCACGCUCACACUGCGCAGACACGCAAGGUGCACUGGCACGUGACGCAGGCGCGCAGGGCGAGCACACAGAUGGCGCAUGGUUGGCCGACGCUGGCGUACGAGCAGCAGGCGUCACAGGGAGCUCACUCGAGCUGCACCUUCUACUGCUAUUUCUGCUACGGUUGUUACUGCUGCUGCCUUACAUUACUCUCCUUCUCUCUCCUCUUCCUCCUGUCUCCAAUUCCCCACGCUCCGCCCUCUGACUCCUUCUCUACUUUGUCCUCAUCCACCACCUGUCCUCCUACUUCCUCUUCCGCCUCGCCAACAUUAACUUCCUGUGUGGAUGAACUUUCAAUCCAUCCUGAUGUCAACCUGACUGCUUCUGUCUUGUCUCCCUCCUGCCCUCUGUCACCUUGCCUCACCUCUGAUGGUUCUGUUGCCUUCCUCUACACCUCCUCUCCUACUUCCUCCUUAUCUCUCCAUCAUCCUGUUUUCUGCUGGCCAUGGCCACCUUCUCGUUUUCUUUCUUCCCUGCUCCUCUGCCCUCCCAGCUUUGGGGAUCCAGUCUUAUCCUACACUUCCACUCUGGAGCACAUCCCCACCGGCCCUGCCCGCCCACGGACGUUGCUACGCCAACAGAGUCUCCAGCAGCCCCUCAUCCACCCGCCGGGCUCUGGUUUUGGCCAUCCUCCGACCACAUCCCAGAGUUUGGGACAAUUACACACAGCACCUGGACAGCCCGUGGGAGGUGGGGCUGCUGGGAGAGCAGAUGGAGGUGGUGAUGGCGGUGGUGAGGGUGGGGGUGCAGGUAAAAGAGCUAUUCCACGGGCCACACGGGGCAGCCCCGCAGGAGCGGGUGCCUCUCGCUAUAGGGGAGGUGGCGCGGGAGGCCGCUCACGUGGCAAUCCUGGCAGCUGGGAUUACAUGAUGGACCAGAUCCGGAAUCGUGGCCUGGAUGUCAAAUCCUUCCUUGAAGGAAAGCUGGUGGUCCUGUCUUUGGCCAUCGGUGUGGCCGAGCAAGACGACUUUGCCAAUAUCCCUGACCUGCAAGAAACAGCGCAGGCAGCCCCAGCAGCCAGUCAAGAGCCCCCCCUCGAGAAGAGGGGCAACAAGCCAGCCAACAGCCCCAAAGGCCAACCCCCUGAUGCUGACGGCCACUCCUCUGUUGCUGACCUGGCCAACUCUCUAACAGGAGACAUGGUGAUGUUGUCUCCAGGUUCGGAGGAUGAUGACGGAGAGGGGCCUAUCAGUGAGAAGCUGGGCCGGAUCCAGUUCAGCAUAGGCUACAGCUUCCAGAACACAACCCUUACGGUCAAAGUUCUCAGGGGCCAGGACCUACCAGCCAAGGACUUCUCCGGUACCUCGGAUCCCUUUGUCAAAAUCUACCUGCUGCCUGAUAAGAAGCACAAACUGGAGACCAAGGUCAAAAGGAAGAACCUCAAUCCCCACUGGAAUGAAACCUUCCUGUUUGAGGGUUUCCCCUAUGAGAAGGUGAGAGAGCGCACACUUUACCUUCAGGUGUUGGACUAUGACCGCUUCAGCAGGAAUGACCCUAUUGGCGAGGUCUCAAUCCCCCUUAAUAAGGUGGAAUUGGGCCAGAUAAAGACCUUCUGGAAGGAGCUCAAGCCCUGCAGUGAUGGCAGUGGGAGACGAGGGGACUUGCUGGUGUCUCUAUGCUAUAAUCCCACUGCCAACACCAUCACUGUGAACAUCAUCAAAGCUCGUAAUCUCAAAGCCAUGGAUAUCGGGGGUACCUCAGACCCCUACGUGAAGGUGUGGCUCAUGCACAAAGACAGACGUGUAGAGAAGAAAAAGACGGUGACGAUGAAGCGCUGUCUCAAUCCCGUCUUCAACGAGUCCUUCCCCUUCGAUGUACCCGCCCAUGUGCUGAGGGAGACUACCAUCAUCAUCACUGUCAUGGACAAGGACAGACUCAGCCGCAAUGAUGUUAUCGGCAAGAUUUACCUGUCGUGGAAGAGUGGACCAGCGGAGGUGAAGCACUGGAAAGACAUGCUUGCUCGGCCGCGCACCAAUGUGGCCCAGUGGCACGCUCUCAAGGCCUGAUGGCACCGCCUACCUUCCUUCAUGGCCCCUUCUUUCCACGCCCUCCCUCUCCCUUCCAAUCCCGUCCUUAUGCACAAGACUGACUUGCUGCCAGGCUGCGAAACACGGGUACAAUUAGCCAUCUGCUCUCGUAAACCUUUAAACCCUUUUUUUUUCUUGUCCCCGCCAGCUCAUCUUGUUCCUCUUCUCAUACGUUCCUGUCUCCAUUUCUGUGUCUCGCCACUCCUCUCUUGUUUAUGACUGCCCAUACGUCCCUAUGCACUUUGUGGGGGCUUGAUUCUUGUUUCUAUACGUGGACCCCUUGGACCUGAACUGCACUACAGCCUGACCCACUGAAGGUGCCAGUCCCGUGGAAUCACAGGGAAUAUUAAGUGACAUAUAAUCGUAGUGUAUAAUAAUUCCAGGUACACAAUACUACAGUAUGUACUAUAUGUACUAGUACAUAAACACAUUAAUAUAUUAGGCCUGUAGAUUGGCAGAACCCCCGAUACAAAUAGGCUGAACCCCUCCUAUACAUCUUAUCCAUAGCCUGCGUACUAUUUCCUCCACCACCUUUCUCUUCAUUUGUCUCCAGUGUGCUAUAUCUUCCAUUACGUUGCUCCUUCCUUUUACUUCAGUGUGGUUUAAUGUUUGGCUGAAGUCGUAGAAAGCAAUCAAUACUUGGUUUGUGGAGAAACCAGCUCAGCUCAAGAUACUGUUGAUGCUAGCGUCUCUUUCUCCUCUUUCCUCCUGUAGUCUCUCAUUUCCUCAUUAUUGUUCCCUCUUUCUCAUCCUCUGGCACAAUAUUGUAGUGGACCCGUCCUCCGACCCAACCAUUUCCGUUCCCCCAGCAACCUCACCCCCACCUCUCCCUCCACAUGUUGUCCGUGUGCUGUGGGUGCUGUGCUGUAGCUCCAACAAAAAUAGAGGUUAAAAGAUAUACUGUAUAUGUACUGAACUUUCUGAAGCUGGGAAAGCGGGAACACAACAAACUCAUGUGAUGGAACGCUCCUGAUUCUUCCAGACAAAUGGAAAGGGAUUGACACGGAGAGAGAAAAAAGAAGACGGAGGGGAAAAAAACAACUCUAAACCCAAGACGUUACGAUGAUGUCAUUUUUCACAACAACGGAGGGAACCGAUUUCAAAUCUUCUUGCAACAAAAGGCAACGCAGUUUGUGCUGUUUUGUGUGCAUGCGGUCCGUCAUGCGCGCUCACUUCUAAUUGUGUAUUGAGCCUAUGAAUUCUUAGUGCUGCCCUGUGCUCUUGUUUUGCCAUGUUGUGCUGAAGAUCUCAGAGAACCUCUCCAUCUUCCCAACCUGUUUUCUCUGUGGCGCAUCUAAUGUGUGUCUGCCGGUGCAAGCGUGUUGUGUUUGUCAGUGUGUGUGUGUGAGAGAGAUGUGCAUACAGGAGCAACACAACUCUGACAAAGAAGUCUUCUUUUUUCUCUUUCUCUCUUCUUACUGCCAUCUUUUCCCCAUCCUCCACUACUGCCCUGCCUUCUUAACAAGGGCACGGGGAAGUUCUAUCUGCACUUUUUCGAACUGUAUUAACAAUAAUAACCUUAAGGAUGGUUUUGAUGAUGAUUAUCAUACUGGUGAAAAUGAAAGGAGAAAUGUAUGAAAGGGGAGAUUGGGGUGAGGCCUCCUCUGCUCUGUGACUUGAGGGUAUCGAGAUGAAGAAGAGGACACACAGAGGACGCAUGAAGGGCUCUCAUCUUCCUCUUUUUGUGCCUCUUGUUUUUUUUUUUCAGUGCAUGUUCACUGGCAUGUGUGUGGUUGAUUCCUGUUGGCAGACCACUGUAGUGAGGAAGGAGCCCUUGUGCUUGCUUUGCCUGUCACAUGGAGGCUUGCCAAGCCAGCAUUGUUAUGACACAAAGUGUAAAGCAUGAUCAGAGCUCCAACUAAGAGACUGACAGCUUCUAUAUGUUCUUCCUGAUGCUGCAAGCAUUCAGUAUGGAGUGGAUUUUAGCUUUGGUUCUGACCCAGGAUAACAGAAUUUGGUGUCUCUCCACAUAGCGCCGUGUUUCUCACUCCGUGGGUGUGAUUUUUGAAGUUGGACUGAUCUGUGACUGUGAGAUAUUGUACAAGCAGAUAAUCUUUUCCCCUGGUGCUGCAGACCAGUGAAGUGUUUUAGUGGCUGCUUUGUUUGUCAGCCACAGUCAGCUCAAAUUCUCUCACAGUAAAUAAAACAGCAUCACAUUGACAGCAUCACAGUUGUUUAGAGCCACUUGCUCAAAAGCGCUGCACUUACAAUUGCAGUAGUAAAAGUCCCCUGAGGCAUAGUCCUGUCAGCUGUUCGGUCUGACUGCAGAAACCGUUAUUUCAUUAUUAAUGAUGCUAGAGAUUUGUGACACAAAUAGAUCAGAAAUUCUGGUUCUGUCAAUUAGAUUUUUUUUAAGGUUAUGUUUGCCAACACUGCUUAAACCAUUUAGCUUUCAUGCUGUGCCACAACUGAAGUUGUGUGGGGAGCAUACUUUUAGUCAAUUUUAUUUGGAUUGUGUUAAAACUAUUGAGAUCUUGGCAGCUCGAAUUGGUUUAUUUUGUCUUCUUAUAAAAUGAAGGUUCAAUUUCUUAUGUUCACACACCAUUUUUCGAGGUAUGUUGAGUGGAAAGUUUACCUUGACAUGUUUUGACUGUCAUCUGCAGUCUUCAGAAGGGUCAACUGUGGUACUCAUCAACUGUAAUUCCUAGAUGUGGCCAACCAGGUUGACUGUACCUCCUGCCGCUUGCGUGUCUGGAGGAGAGAGUCCAAGGUGUACAUGUACAGUCGUCCCUGGCAAUAUCACGGUUUGAUUAUCACUAUAUUGCGUGUUUUCACAGAUUCAUUGAUUCAUAAAUGAUAGCUGUUUCGUAGUAGACUAUGGUCUAUUUUUAGUCAAAACAUAUUGAAAUAUAAGUCAUAUGUAGUGUUCUUGUCACUAGGUGGAAGUUAUGACACGAAACAUUGAGACAUUACCUUACAUUACAUUACAUUACCUUAGCACUGCACGAAGUCAUGAAUUCAGCCAUGGCAGAGUGAAAAAAUGUUAUCCUCCCACCCAGAGUGGAAGUGGUAACUUUUUGGCUUCUUAAGUUUAGAGGAAAUCAGUUCGAGGCUAACUGGCAGCCCUCUCGAGCCCCUGCAGCAUAAGAAUUGCAAUGUGGUGUAAACAAUGAAUAAUAGGAGUGUAAAGGUGACUGUAUGGGUGUUAUUUCACUUUAAUAAGGUUAAUACCCGUAUUUACAAAGUCAUAAAGAGGUUUUGCAUGCUCUAACUACGAAAAUAUUCAAUUUAUUAUUAACAUUAAAGCCUAUAUCGCAAAAAUGUAUUUAACUACAAUAUUAACUACAAUUAACGAGGGACGACUGUACAGUAUGCUCCCUCAUCUCGAUUCAUGGUGUUUUGAAAACACCAUGAAUGUUGACAGUCGAAUAAUUUUACAUAAUUCUGAGCUUUACUCAGUAAUUUCUAGUUUUUUCUUCAUUUGUUCCCCUGAAGACUGAAUUCAGUCAUUCUUUCUAUUUUUAUUUUGCACAUGCAUAUGCACACGUGCAUGAGGGAGAGAGGCUCAGAUCAUCCUAAUGCAAGUUGGCCUUCGUGAACCUAAGUUCAGGAUAACAUAAUCACCAGGAGAUGAGAUAUACAAACCUCAAUUUCAACCUUAUCUGCGCAAGAUUAAUGCUCAAGUGUGACUCUCAGCUGGUAUGGAAUCACACUGCGGGCUGUUAGUGUCCUCAUGGACUGAGGGAACACAUAGUUUGAUGAGGCGCUCGCCAGGGAAAAAAAAAAAGACAACACAUUGUGCCCUCAUUAGUAACCAUGAAGAUGCUGUGAAAGGAUACAAUUGAGGGGAAUAGUCACAAAAUGAUUGCUCGUGAUUUCCUAAUGUGAGUGCGCAGGUGAUGAUGCUACUUCCUUUCAUCAUGAUUACAUGGUGCUCAAGGAGGGCCGUAUCAACUCACUUGACCCAGUAAACUGGCAGAGAUAUGGUGUUAUUCUUAGUAACACAAGGCAUGUGUUAUGCUGCUGGUGGAAGCAAGCUGAAGGCAGACAGGUUGCUAGGUGGCACGUUUAAAACAGCACACCACGGAGUGCUUUUGUUUUCCCAAAUGCAAAUGUGUGAUAUCAGCAGCCCGCCGUAUAACCUCUGUUUGAACUAAACUCCCCCUUGAGCCAAGACAGUUUAUGAUAAUGAUCUGCUAUGAUAUUUCCGUGAUUACAUCUAGCGUAAACCAGAUGAGCAGUCACGCUCAAGGUCAAAUAGUGAAUAAACAUUUAAAUAGGAUUGCUUUUUCAUCUGCACUUUCAUAUGAUUGUCCCAAAAAUUGCGUAACAAACACUGUCUCCUUGCCAGCAGCCUGAAAACAAACACCAAUACAACGAAGGCUAAGCUAAACAGAAUAAAAGAGAAAGAAGAGUUUUAUUUAACCACCACCUGUCUCAUGCCUCGUAACGGUGAGCUUUGUUGGCACCAAAACUGUCAGCAAUGACCUUCAACAAACACAGAGCUCAUGAAUAUUGCACAGCAACGUUGCAGAUGCUCACAUUUUUAUUGUUAUUUAUUUAUUUUUUGCAGCCUCUCAGUGCACAUGCACAUGCUCAGUUGUUUCCUUCAUCAUGACUCUGUUGCCAGGCGGAGGUGCAGGUGGUGGUGGUUAUUACGAUUGACUGACACAAGUCAACACUGGUCACCGCUGUGUUGGAGUGAAGGUAUUUUUCAGGUGUAUAAAUAACAUCAGUGCUCCUAAAUAGCAAGUAUUCCCUUUUCAACACUUUAUAACAGGACAAAGAUAAUUUAAAGACACCUCUUAAUUACUCUAUUUAUGGCUUUCACAAGAGCUCCUUAGUUUCCUCUGAAUCUUAAUUCUCCAUUUUCCCACAGAGAAAAUGUAACAAAAGAGUGCAAGGUACUUAUUUUCCUCUAUUUUACUCUCUGUAGAUGUAAUGGCUAAGUAUCCCAAUACCUGAGUCCACAGUUUUAUUGUUGGUUAGGUUUCACUUUGUUCCAAAUAAAAUAGAUUGCGAGUAAAUUGGAUAGGAAUUAUCAUGGUGCCAAAAAAGCGUGUUAAUUAUCCUUCCAGUGAAGCAGAAUUUGUAAAAUAGCAAUACAUCGAUAUAGACAACUAUAUCCUCCAAUUGGAUACUUCAUAUGAAUAUCAUACACAGCCGUCCCUCGCCACAUCGAAUCAUGGUUCUAUUAUGGUUUUUCAAACAUAUAUUAAUUAAUACAUCAUCGCUGUUUUGUGGUUGACUGGUAUUAUCAGUAAAAAAAUAUGCAUAUUCAAGCAAAAUGUAUGUACUUUUGGCCGGCAUUAAGCAUUUUCGAGCAUAAAAAUGGCUAACUGAAGUAAAAAAAAAACAAGGCAUUCACAAAAUAAUGUACAUUAAAAGACACCUUUUGAUAUGUAGUAUUCUACACUGGUCACUAGGUGUCAGUAAUGUUACAUUAUGUUACAUUAAUAAGACAAUAGCCACCACAGCAAGUGCUAGUAUCCCACAGCAACAAGGAACUCUCCCAAUUCUAACAUGUGAGUCUAUAUCAGGGGUCACCAACACAGUGCCUGCGGGCACCAGGUAGCCCCCCCAUGACCACAUGAGGUGCCCGCAAGCCUGCUUUUCAUUCAGGCUUUCAGUUAAUAAUGUGAGAACGCUAGAAAGAAAAGUAUUCUGAAACAUAAAAUGUGAGUUGUGGAUACCAGCAUUUUGUGAAUUUUUUGGUAAAACAAGCAUAUUUGAUCUGUUUGGGUUGAAAUAAGGUAUGAAAAUCAUUUCUACAAAAAUGAGUAGCUCGUGGCCAUUUUCAUUUUCUAAAAGUAGCUCUCACAAGGAAAAACGUUGGUGACCCCAAGUCUAUAUUAUGUCUUAUUUUCUAUUUUGGGUUAUAUGAGUGUACAGGUGACUACAUUGGGAUAAAUAUUUGAUUUAUAAAUAAGGAAUCCUAUUUCAAGGAAAUUCACUUAUCACAGUUGGUUCUGGAGCCAAUUAACCACGAAAUACCAGGGAUUACUGUACAGGCGCAUCUCAAUAAAUGAGAAUAUGAUGCAAAAUGUGUUUGAGGUCAGGAGUUAAAUUAAGACGAAGAGAGACCGAUUUAAAGGUUGACUUUAGUUUUUUAACUUUGAAAUGAACUUUUUGACCAUUUUUAACAUUUUAUGAGAUACUGGACUUGGGGUUUUUAUUAGCUGUAAACUAUAAUCAAAAUUAUUCAGAAAUAUAUUCUUGAAAUAUUUUACUGUCCGUGUUAUCUGUAGAAUAAGAGUUUUAUUCUCUGAAUUGAACUACUGAAAUAAAUUAGCUUUCAAAAAUAUUCAAAUUCAUUGAGAUUUGCCUGUACAUGAUGAUAUGCAUCGACUGUAAGGUCAGCAAUGUUUCUAUUGAUUUGAUUGAUUGUGUAAGAAAUGUACAUCUAUAUAGUGUUCACUUUUUUGUUACACUGGUAAACAAAUAAUGGAGGGGCCGGUUUAACUCUUCAUUGGCUGAGUAAGCAAGUUAUCCUUCCGAGCCAGACAAUAUUGUUUGUCCUUGUCAUACUGUGUCCUUCCUUAUUGUAUAAUGCAGGUUUUCCCUUGAUGGAUGAGGCGUCACUGACUCACUUCUUUGGAAAGGUGCCUGCUCUGCUGCAGUUGUGCAAUAUUAAAUUAAAGCUACGCUGUGCUGAACGUGUGUGGAUUGAAAUUAGGUUGUCGCGCUGUCAUUGGGGAAAUUGUAUUCUGCUGAAUCACAGUGUAAUGGCUGAAUCAGCCCAGUUGCUACUGGUUUGGGUGACCUUUGUCACUUUGUGAGCUUCACCUUGCACAGGCAGACGUUGCCUCCACCCCCAAACUCACCCUUGGACUUGUUUGAAGCAUUUGUUCAAAACCAGUGUGACUUCUCCCAAUCAGGGUUCAAGUAAGCAUUAUUUGAAUUGUAACGAAUAUGAAGAACAAUAAUGAAGAAUAUGUUUUUUUUUCUUUUGGUUGACAUUUGGUUGUUGGUCGGUAUGUGUGUGUGUGCUUUGGUGUUCUUGUGUUGGGUUUAUUUCUUUACAAACGUGAUAAGAAAAGCUUUCUGUUUUUGACAACUUUAUGUAAAUAUCAUUGGUGGAAAUUAACAUUUGUUGUGCAACAGGUUUUCCUUUGUCACUUGAAAUGAUGAAGAAAACGACAUUCAUGAUAACAGUGGUGAUGUUGACGAUGCUGAUUAUAACCGCCCUUCUUGAAUAAGGGCUUUUGAUGUCCAUUGUAUUUUGUCGGAGGGGUUGUGAGGUCAGAGCAGGAGGAUUAAAAAGGGAAGGAGCGCUAGCCAACACAUCCUGAGCCCACUGUAGCAACACUGCCACGCGGCUUUACUCCCCUCUUUCAUUCUUCAAGGAAAUAGUCUGUGGCACAAAUUGCACAGAAGCGUAUGUAUUUUCACGAGAAGCAUGAAAAAGGAGUCUGACCCCGUCUCUUUGGCGACGCCUCUGGCUGUCGUCUUAUGGGCUUUGGGAUUUACUGUAAUGCCAUUGUGUUCGACAGGAUUGACCCCACUCUGACAUAGAUGAUGCCACCAAAUUUUGGAACCAGGCAUUGUGCAGCUGAGGGGGAGGUGGGGCGCCUUGAAUCCGACUUCUACUAGACUGUUUGCUUGCAUGUGUUUCAGCCUCGUGUUCCACUCAUGAUAAAGCAUAAUAGGCUGCUGGGAGUACAUCACAAAUUGGCUCAUGUCUUGUUUGGUGACAUGUUGGUUAGUGCAUCUACAGCGAAAAAAAACUAGAAUUAGAGGAAAGCUCUAGAGCAUGGGUGUCCAAAGUGGGACCCGGGGACCAUUUGCGACCUGCAGCUGUUUUUUUAUUGGCCCACGGCACAUUCUAAAAAUGUAAUUUAACAGGAAAACUAAAAAAAAAAACAAAAAAAAACAGCAACAGCAAAAAUGGAAAAAUCAGCAGUAAUUUAACAAGAAUAAAGUCAAGAUAUUUAAAGAAAAUGUUUUUAAACUCACUAGAAAGUUAUAAAUUUAUAACAAUAAUGUUGUAAUAUUAUGAGGAAAAAGAACAUUGUUUUAGUAGCAUAAAGUUGAACUAUGAAAGAAAGAACUAGUUAUUUUUUUAAAAGUUGUAAUAUAUUGAGAAACAAACCAAAACAAUAAAAAGUUUUCAUUUCUGGAAAAUUGGUUUGCGGAAAGUUGUUACGGGAAUAAAGUCAAAAUAUUAUUAAAGAUUCAAGAGUUUUAUUGUCAUAUGCACAGUAAAAGAGGUAGUUAUACUUUGCAAUGAAAUUUAUGGCAAUAACGUCAUAAAUACAAGAAGAACAUUUACAAGAAUAAAGAUGAAAUAUUUGGAAAAUAAAAAAAAAAAUCAGAAAUUAAAAAAAAAAACAGGGAUGCUCCGAUGGAUCGGCCACCGAUUAGCAUCGGGCGAUUUACGUAAAAACGACACAUGAUCGCCAUAUGCCGAUAAAUGCUUCUGUCCUGGCUGCUCAGUACAAUACAGCAACAUCAAUAAUAGAAGAAGCCUUCCACAGUACACCUUUGUCACAUGUACCCAAAGGUUCAAUAGUUUCAUUUUUAAUGGUUGUGUCAUACAAUGGUUAACUGUUUUAUGCUUGAAUGACUUGAAAUUGUUCAAAUUUUCUUUGUUUUGUUUUUUUUCAUCUAUUUAAAAAUGUGGAAGUACAGCUCAGAAAGGCUUUAUGAUGGUGCCAGUUUUACACUGUAACGGAUUGUAUCCACAAAAAAAAAUCUAAAGGUAAAUAACCGGAAAGUGAAUUAGCAACCGGGAAUGGAUUGUUUUGGCCCUCCAAGGUUCCACUGUAUCCAAAAUAUGCCCUGUGCCUUUCUCACAGUCUGCACAGUCUGGCUGGUAGUUAUUUCCAUGCCUCCACUCCCUCUUCCAUUUCUCUAUGGCCUUAUAUUUACUGUAUGUCCAUGCUGGGCUGGUCUCACAUUUCAUUUAUUGUGGCCCCACCACAGAAACGCUACAGUUACUCCAGCAGCCUGCAGGAAGGACAGUGGAUACACUCCCCCCUUCAUUUGUAAUGCCAUCCCAUAGCCGGCAUCCCGAGGGGCUGUGCCCAACAGAAAACACUCAUUUAUCGAUGCUCUAAAAAUAAUCUUUUACUCCUAAUCCUCUGCCCGAGGAGUACUUAGCUCUCUCCCUGCCGGUUGAUGUGAUUUGUCUCGAGCAACUCCACGGCCAUCAUGUGUGCUCAGGUGGGGAAUUAGCAUGGGUAAUUUAUAAUUUACCAGCUAAAAAUAUCACUUAACCUGCGGACUCGUUUGGGAUCUUGGUGCUGGCCAGCACUCCUCAUCCUUCAGCUCCUCUCUGAACUCGCCAUAUUCUUACCUCUUCUGCAAAGACUGCUCUAACUUCAAACACACACAAUUGUGAUGUGUACAAUCUAAUUCCAUGUAUUUAUUUAUUUAUGUAUUUUUUUGCCAACUUUGUAAAGUGUAUAAAUAUAUAUAAAUAUAUGAAGAAGACAGUACUGUAUAGAUUUUAGCUGCCUGGUAAGGUUCCUAGUAUAUACUUGGUAGACUAAAAGAAGAAGCGUAGAGCUGUUCAAAAGCCAGUUACUGACAUUCUCUCUGUAACUCGGUGCCACUGGCGCUUUUUCUAUCCUAAGUUUUGGUUUUGCUUAUUUUUUUGAGUGUGUUGUUCUUCUUUUUGUCUGUUUGUUAGUUGGUUCUUUUCUUGUUCCUCCUUUUCUUGACAAGACACAGCAAGGUUCUGGCAGCCAGGAGAGUGCAGUGGAACGCAGACUGGAACCCAAUGCAUUAUUGUGUGUAUUAGGUGUGUGUCUGUCCACGCUAGUGCUAGUGCUCUCUGUGCAAUGCCCCUCCCUCCCUUUCUUUCUCUGGUGUCACGUGACACAGUGUGUGUUCAGGUACAGGAUGACUGUGUUGGCUGAAGCUGGCAGAUGCCCGCAUGACCACUCGGCUGCUUCAUUACAAAGCUUCGUUUUAAUCCUCCACCAAGUAUAGAUUUCCACUUCCUCCACUCGAUUGUUCAUUUGCUCUCCCAUUCAGACGGUAAUGCAUACACCUCCAGAGUCUAAUUUACCAGUAAUCCAUGCUCCCUCAUCUAUCUGGGAUUCUGUGUCCAUUAGCGCCUUUUAUUCUUCACCUUGUUAUUUUUUUUCCUGCAGAGCUCUGUGGACCAGACAGGGAUCAAGCACAUAAAAGAACAUGCAGCUAAGCACCUUCUCUCCAGGGCCACAUGCAUAAAAUCAUGUUUCCACAAGGUCAUCUUUAAUCUUUUAUGUCUUUUCAACCCAAAACCUGUGCAAAAACAUAACAUAUGCAGAACCAAAUGUUACCAGUUUACAAAAAGGGUACAUUUAUAGGGAAUUUAUAAAUGCAUUAUUUGAUGUACUGCAAUUUAAGGCACCCCAAAUAUUGAGCCCUGUUGUUUGUUGUCCACUUUUUGCACAAAUCUGAAGUUAACACAACAAAACGUCCUGAAACGUUAACAGUUAAACUAACGCAGCAGUAAAGGUCUGUUGCAAAAUUACCUAAUUUUUACCACUACAGCAUUCUGAAUACAGUCAUGCCUUGUUUAUCGCGGUUAAUUGGUUCCAGACCCGCACGCAAUUGAUUUAUUCCAAACUUAAGAAAGGGUUUCAAACAAAGUGGGGAAGAAGGAUAAAGAAAGUCAGUCAAAAACUUACCACUUCCACACAAAACAAGAGGAGAACAUCUUUUCACUUUAUCACGUCGGACAUUCCAUGGCUGACUCCAUGCCGUGUGAAGGUAAGGUAGGGGGUCAUUUAUUAAUUUUUUAAAAAAGCGAUAGGGUGAGGGAGCAAUGUUCGAACCGCGAUGUAGAGAGAGAUGACUGUAUUGCACAUAUCCAAUAUUUUCCGGACUAUAAGUCGCUCCCGAGUAUAAGUCGCAUCAGUCAAAAAAUGCGUCAUGAAGAGGAAAAAAACACAAGUCGCACUGCACUUGUGUUUAUUUAGGUCACAAAAUUCAAGACCGAGAAGUUCAACUACACGAUAGCACACAGAACAACAGGCUAAAUAGGUAAUGUAUUAGUUCAUGGAUUAGUAAUGCAAACCAAGAAUUUUAGACUACCGCUUGAUAUUAUAUUUCAACAUUCCAUACUUGAAGAUGUCCGCCCACGCUCUAAAAUGUCUUCCUUUACUAAUGCAUGCAAAUGUGUGUACAUAUACAUGUCAUUCAUAAGUGGCCAUGCUUUAGAAGUAGAAGGGCAGCCGUCAGCACAGCCAAGAUGAACUGAAAAGCAGCCAUAUUCAAAGGUCAAGCACAGAAGCUGCUUGUCACCUCAUUUGUAGCAAGAACAGCCUUAAAGAUUGGACCCACUCUCUAGUGGGGUACUUGUAGUGGAACCCAUUAUUACCCCUCCCUUUAUCCCAAUUUAAAUUUAGGACUAAGUGCUCUGAUGUGUUGCUCUGUACAUAUCUGUGUAGUGCUUCUGUUGAUGUCCCUGUGCUAGCGUAGCAUCGGGUUCUUACUGGGCAACCUCCACAGACGUCCUCCACCUCUUACUCUGUUCCACCUUCUCAGAUCUUCCAUGCAGGAAAACCUCAACCAUGAUUAGAACCCCUUUACAAACGCCACUCUGCUGCUCUAAACCUGCCGCCAUGCUGACCUCACCGAGGCUUCCUUAGGUGCUGAGGGGUGCAAAUGGGUGAGGGAAGCACAGCGUUAGAAGAGCCCAGUGAGAAAGCAGAGUGGUGGCUUGCUGUGUGUCCCUUCAUGGAUCAGCAGGAAAGAGUGAGGGCGUCUGAAGGUCACAACCCAGUAGCACUUUGGUUUAGCGUUCCAUGUUUUUUUUCAGCCUCUCCUGUUUUUUGGCCGAGCAGACUGUGAUCUUACUGGUUGUUGUCGUUCUCCUCAUCCCAUCAGUGUUACAGAGUGUGAUGGGCGGAUUGAGCCAUGGAGCUGAGCUCUGAUUUUGUUCCACAUUAAAGAAUCAUUUUUACUA